Molecule: messenger RNA, 2632 nt
Organism: Gavialis gangeticus (Gharial)
Lineage: Eukaryota; Metazoa; Chordata; Crocodylia; Gavialidae
Gene: LRRN2
Product: leucine rich repeat neuronal 2
Exons: 2
Coding region: 358-2532 (724 amino acids)
Cellular component (GO): extracellular matrix
Molecular function (GO): protein binding
Source: RefSeq, a predicted model, not a curated record
AUAGCUUCUUCUGCUCUUUGCAUUGGGAACUAUGACUUCCUUUUCACCUCUGACAAGAGGAGCCCAGGACAGGGAGAACUCUACACCUUGGAAUGACCUUGAGGAGGAACCCCAAAAAUGCAGCCACGUGCCAAAAUGAUUGGCUUCGGGAGGAGAAAGAGGAGAAGCUUUGACUAGAGGCCCACACGCUGCCCAGCGUAUUAUGACCUCUUCCACUGGGAAGGCCAGGCUGGGCCGCCUUGCACGGGGACAGUAGCACCCUGGGAGCACACUGUGAAGGGUAGAGGGCCUAGUGGGGCGUGGGUUUUUCUUGUUUGCUCUGCUUCCACCACGCCGUCUCCCCAUGCCCAGUUCUGGAUGUGCCCAAUGAAUGUUUUCAUCUUGGGAGGAGCUUGGUCUUGCCCAUUAAAAAUGAGACACUUUCAAAUGAACUUGCUUUUCCUCUGUGUGGCAACUGUUGCAGCCAUCCCCAUCGUGCCCUGGAAGGUCAAAUGCCCGCUGCAGUGCAUCUGCCAGAUCAGGCCAUGGUACACCCCCCGGUCCGCCUACAGGGAGGCGACCACGGUGGACUGCAAUGACUUGUUCAUCUCCACGGUGCCUGAGAGCUUGCCAGAGGGGACCCAGACCCUGCUCUUGCAAAGCAACAACAUCGCAAGGAUCGACCAGAGUGAGCUGGACUAUCUGAAAAAUCUCACCGAGCUGGACCUGUCGCAGAAUAGCUUCUCCAGCGUCUGGGACUUCGGCCUGAAGAACAUGCCCCAGCUGCUGAGCCUCCACCUGGAAGAGAACCAGCUGGCCGAGUUGCCCGAUAACAGUUUCUCUGGCCUGGCCAACCUCCAGGAGCUGUACCUGAACCACAACCAGCUGCACAGGAUUUCCCCUAGGGCCUUCUCGGGGCUCAGUAACCUCCUUCGACUCCACCUGAACUCGAAUCUGCUGAGGACGGUCGACAGCCGCUGGUUCCAGAUGCUCCCCAGCCUAGAGAUCCUUAUGAUCGGGGGCAACAAGGUGGAUGCCAUCUUGGAUAUGAACUUCAGGCCGCUGUCGAACCUGAGGAGCUUGGUUCUGGCUGGGAUGAACCUGAGGGAGAUCUCAGAUUAUGCCCUGGAGGGCCUGAGAAGCUUGGAGAGCUUGUCUUUCUAUGACAACAAGCUGAUGAAUGUCCCCAAACGGGCACUGCAGCAAGUCCCCGGCCUUAAAUUCCUGGACCUGAAUAAAAACCCGCUCCAGAGGAUUAAGCAGAGUGACUUCACCAACAUGCUGCACCUAAAGGAGCUGGGACUGAACAACAUGGAGGAGCUGGUUUCCAUAGACAAGUUUGCCUUGAUCAACCUCCCGGAGCUGACCAAGCUGGAUGUGACCAACAACCCCAAGCUGUCCUUCGUCCACCCCAGUGCUUUCCACCACCUCCCCCAAAUGGAAACCCUCAUGCUCAACAACAACGCCCUAAGUGCCUUGCAUAAGCAGACAGUAGAGUCCCUACCCAACCUGCAGGAGAUCAGCAUCCACAGCAACCCCAUCCGCUGCGACUGUGUCAUCCGCUGGGUCAACAGCACCGAGAACCACAUCCGCUUCAUCGAGCCGCAGUCCACGCUGUGCGCCGAGCCCCCAGACCUGCAGAGGAGGCACAUCCGGGACGUGCCCUUCCGGGAAAUGACCGACCGGUGCCUACCCCUCAUCUCCGCCAGGAGCCUCCCCUCCCGCGUGGAGGUGGCAGACAGUGAGAACAUCUCACUGCACUGCAGGGCCCUGGCCGAACCCGAGCCAGAGAUCUACUGGGUCACGCCAUCGGGGGUCAAGUUGAUCCCCUACUCCGAAGAUGGGCGGUUCACAGUGCACCCUGAAGGGACUCUGGAGAUUCACCAGAUCACUGCACGGGAGGCUGGGUUGUACACGUGUGUGGCCCACAACCUCAUCGGUGCCGACACAAAGACCAUCAGGCUGACGGUCAACAGCUCCUUCCCUGUCAGCGAGGACAGCCUGGAGCUCCUGGUGAAGGAAGUUCAGGCCUAUCACAUCCUGGUGACGUGGAAGCCGCAUCUCAACACCGUCUCCUCCAACCUCACCUGGUCCAGCUUUGCUUUCAGCUCCAGCGUGGACCUCACCAACGUAGCUCGGAUCCCUGCAGGCACCCACACAUACAACAUCACCCGGCUCCACCAGGACACUGAAUACUGGGCCUGCCUUCAUGUGGUGUUUGUAGACUUGCAGACCAAGGUGGCCUGUGUGAAUGCCAGGACUAAAGAGGCCAGCUAUCGCUAUAGGUACCUGGAGAGUAGGCAGAGCAUCUUGACGGUGCUGGCCCUUUGCAUCUUGCUGCUCUCCAUCAGCCUCAUAGGCCACUAUGGCUUCGGUUCCUUCAGGCCACAGCCUGGGAGCCCGGAGAAGCUGCUCCCCCACUGCAUACCAUGGAAGCCAGGUUCUUCCUCGGUGCGCGUGGUCUAUCCUCCUUUCAUCCGACCCUGGGAUCAAGGGCAGCAUGGGGACAAGCUUCUCGCUGUGGAAGUGCAAGCAGCGCCCCUGGACUCUUGAAGGUCACCCUGCUGAAGUGUGGUGGGGACAGUGUGAAGGGCGGAGGGAAGGCAGGAGAAACUGGAUUUUUUUUUUUUUUUUUUUUUUUUACCAAAAAGCG